Plectropomus leopardus (leopard coralgrouper) is the source of this 2322-nucleotide messenger RNA. RefSeq names its product tetraspanin 11 (gene tspan11). Gene Ontology annotation, cellular component: plasma membrane. Lineage: Eukaryota; Metazoa; Chordata; Actinopteri; Perciformes; Serranidae. The record is from RefSeq and is a predicted model, not a curated record.
ACGUCAAUAAUUCCGAGCUUCACCUGAAGGCAGCAUCAGACAAACCUGCUGUCGGACACCCUGAAAGCAACAAGCUAGACUGGACAAAACGCUCACUGCUGCAGUGCCGCACACCGUGAUUUGACGGGAACAGCACCAAAACGAGGUUGUUUAUCCCCAUCCAACGUUUGUCUGAAUUAAACUGGAGGAAGAAAGAUGUCUGCGGUUUAUAAAGAUGACCAGGAGGACUGGCUGACAGUGUGUCUCAAGUACCUGCUCUUUGUUUUCAACUUUCUCUUCUGGGUGGGUGGAGCAGCUGUUUUGGGUGUAGGAGUCUGGACACUAGUGGAGAAGAGUGACUACUUGAGUCUGCUGGCCUCCAGCACUUUUGCAGUCUCAGCGUAUAUCCUCAUCCUGGCCGGCAGCCUGGUGGUGGUUACAGGCUUCUUGGGCUGUUGUGCUGUCAUCCGGGAGCAGAAAAGCUGUCUGUCCACGUAUUUCUUCUGCCUGCUGUUGAUCUUCUUGAUAGAACUGGUGGCUGGAGUGCUGGCUUAUGUCUAUUACCAGAGGCUGAGUGAAGAGCUGAAGCAGCAUCUCAACCAGACUAUGAGCGAAAACUACGCCCAGCCAGGGAGGGAGGCCAUCACAUUAGCCGUGGACAGACUACAACAGGACUUCAAGUGCUGCGGCAGCAACAACUCCCAUGAUUGGAUGGCGAGUGUGUAUAUUUCAUCAAAGCAGGCAGAAGGCAGGAUGGUGCCCGACAGCUGCUGUAAGACCAUCACCCCUCACUGUGGCAAGAGGGACCACCCCUCCAACAUCUACAAGGUGGAGGGUGGAUGCAUCACUAAGCUGGAGCAGUUUCUGGCGGACCACCUGUUGGUGAUAGGUGCUGUGGGAAUAGGAGUGGCCUGUCUGCAGGUCUGUGGGAUGGUUUUCACCAGCUGCUUGUACAGAAGGAUCAAGAUGGACCCUUACUGAGUACACCAGACCCACAACACACCACCUUCAGCAGGGAGAUGGAGCAAUGACCUGCUGACACUUAAGCUACAACCUCUGAAUCUUGAACUCUGACCUAAGCCAAGCGCAGAGACAUAUUCCAGGUCACUCACAUUGCAGUCAGAAACAAAUUAUGCUGUUCAUACAAAGCAUAUCAAACCAGGCUUAUACAUUUCUGACUGCGAUCUUUGCUUACUGGAACAUGUCUGUUUUACAUCAUUGCCUUGGCUUGGAUGCGUGCUUUAUUUUGAGCAGGACCAAAGAAAGGGACAUACUCUUAAUGCACUCUGCUCAGUUCAACUAAUAAUCCAAAGUUUACUCUGGUGUCACUGCUAAUGAGGAAAGGUAUAUCUGGUUGUAUAGUUUGUAAACACAAUGUGCCUCUUUCACAAUUCUGCUGGUAGAUAAUUAUGUACUAAUGCUGUGCCUGAAAUCUUAAAGGGAGCUGACAAUGCACUGUGAUACACGGCAGCAGUUGAAGUUUAUUAUCUUUAUAUUUGUAGUUAUGGCUAUAUAUUUCUGAAAAUAGCAGCAGUGAAUGUUAAAUUGUAGGUUAGCUAUUUAAGUGUAUGGUUGCAAACAUUUAGACCUUAUCACAAUCUAAUAAGCAAAGGAAAAAGUCAUUUUCUCAAAUUUCUGAAUCUGCAACUCCACCUAGUGGUUAACACUGGCCAUAUACUGUACUGUGUGUGAAAUUAUAACUGUAUGCUACCCUUCAGAAUUUUGCAAUACCUCAAAAUAAGCUAUUUAUCUUUGUGUGACACUAAAGAUAAAUGUACAUGUCAGAUGGAUUUUAACAUUAACAAACAUUACUUUCUGUGGAUUGUAGACCAAUUUUCAUCCUUUCCCUAGACACACUCAGCUUUCAAUCUCUACAGUGAAGCAGCUGACCUUUAUGAGAGCUAAAGAAAGCAUAUACUAUGUUUCUUUUCACUGCCUAAUCUAUCACUUGCCAUCCCUUUUCCCAUAGCUAUUACUCAUGCAACAAUGAGUGGCCUUGUUGCUGCCGUACUGUUGAAGUGAGAAGACUUGGCUGGCCUAUUAUGGGUUAUAAAGUAAGAGAAAUAUGUUCUGUGUUGUUUCUGGUUCAAAGAUGUAAAAAUGAAAUAUUUAGUUGUCAUUUUUGUUUCAUUUAUAUUCUUUGCAAUGAUGCAGCAGCUAAACCAAGACUCUAUAAAGGGACGUUGUGGCUCUAGUUUUUCUCCACUGACUAACUCAAAAGGUGCUAAAGUAUGUUGAUGGUUUAUGAUGAGAUAUGACAUUGGCAUGUGCUCCGACUACUGACUGUGCUAUUGAAAAUAUUGAUACGAAACUCAAAUAAAAGUUUAAUUAUUGCUGCAUUAA